GCCGGGGUCCUUGUAGCACCAGUUAGCCGUUUGGCUAGUAGCCGUGUGGGACUGGGUGUCCUGUGGUGUAUUUUGUCUCAAUUGAAGAACUGUUUUCCUGAUGGAAUAAAUUCAGGACCACCAUGUAUUUGUCUGGUAGUGCACCUUAAAGAUGGGCUCGGCUACAGCAUGGGAAUAUCAGAACAGCCACUUCAUACUACUUCCUGUACAGAGCAGUUGACCAAAUAUUUCAUAUCACAUCCUGUACAUCUGUCGGAGUAUGCCUUCUGCAUCUGUACUGGUGCCAUGUUUCACUUUUUGGAUACUGACAUACCAUCUAUUCGGAAGUGGUGGUGUCUCCAGAUUCUGGAGAAAUUGUCGAUUGCAAGGCAUGGGCAGAACUUCGGGCAGCGCUUUGCCUUCUGGACAGAGGAGGCAGAACAGCUGAUGGCAGGCACCCUACCACCUAUUUAUAGGAUUUCUCGACCCCAAAUAGUCAAGGAGGAACAGGUAGAAGUGGAGGAGCUGCCCCUCACAUUGAAACAUAUGUACCAGGCAGGAUACAUUGUGAGGAACAGUCUUGGGCUUUUCACUGGCCAGGUGCAAGAACCAUCAUACAUGUUGAUGGAUCAUGAUGACCAAAUGAAUGCGUGGAGGGUGCUGAAGGAGUCAAUGGAGUGCUAUGCCAUGGAGCCUUUCACUUUCGUUUUUGAAAACAUCCAGGACAUGGAAACUUUCAUGAUUAUUUGUAAAGACACCCUCAACUUGAGAGUAAAUGCUGGAGUUGGGGUGCACAGUCACCCAUAUACAUUUUGUUAGUGUGACUGUGCACCCCACACUCUGCGUGUGUUUGUGUGUGCAUGUGU
Molecule: messenger RNA, 845 nt
Organism: Xyrauchen texanus (razorback sucker)
Lineage: Eukaryota; Metazoa; Chordata; Actinopteri; Cypriniformes; Catostomidae
Exons: 7
Coding region: 169-798 (209 amino acids)
Source: RefSeq, a predicted model, not a curated record